Mollisia scopiformis is the source of this 2241-nucleotide messenger RNA. RefSeq lists its product as uncharacterized. The record is from RefSeq and is a predicted model, not a curated record. Gene Ontology annotation, cellular component: Sin3-type complex. Gene Ontology annotation, molecular function: histone deacetylase binding. Gene Ontology annotation, biological process: negative regulation of transcription by RNA polymerase II. The coding region runs from base 1 to 2241 and encodes 746 amino acids. NCBI's taxonomy places the organism in Eukaryota, Fungi, Ascomycota, Leotiomycetes, Helotiales, Mollisiaceae. The transcript has 3 exons.
AUGAGCAUUGAAAUGGAACAAGCAGCAAAUUCUGUAUUGCAAGCGACCGGCGACGACGCUUCUCUGGACGAACUGAGCGACGUCGAGGUCGACGGAGAUGGCUCAAGUUCUUUGAGCGAAAUUGAAGAUAAGGAUGCCGAAGGAGAAGAGGAAGGAGAGGUGUCGGAUGCCCUCAGCGAUGUUUCAAACGAGGACAACGAUAGUGAAGCAGAAACAGAGCGCCUAGAUCCAUCUCCGAACAAAUUUCGUCCACAUCAGGACGUCGUCCUGAGCUCGCAGAACAAUCAAGUUUACGAACGCAGUCCAAGCAAGCUCAAUAAGCAGAUCACUGCUGAGGAACCAGAGGAGGAGGAAGAGGAGGACGAGGAGGAAGAAGAAGAGCUAUUGUCUGACGACGACAUUUCUGUCAACGAGUCUCCCGAGUCACCAAGAAGCCCCGCCCUAGAUGAGCCCGAACUUGAGCCCCCAACUGCUGCUAUGUCUCUGCAAGACUCAUCGGGAGAAGGGAAGAAGACAUUGUCAACUAUGGAUCCAGACACAAAGAAGCGCAAGCGCUCGAUCAUGGGCGGGGGCGUGUUCGAUGAUGACUUGGAUGAGCCUCUGCGCAAGCGCACUGGUUCUGUCCUUACACCAGGGGAUGAUUAUGCUGUCGAGGACGAGAUAAAUCACGAAGAAGAAGUAGACAAUUCGAAUCCCAUCAGCGGGGACGUCUCCGGAGACGAGGCAGAGCCGGCGCAAGAAGAAGAUGUGGGCGAGGACAAUGAGGAUCAUGUCGCAGAUGAAGGAACAGUCCCCGAAGUACCUGACUCAUUAGUCUCACCGAAGAAAAGGGGACGUAAGAAGAAGAAGGAGACAGAAAAUGGGGUGGACAAUCACGACGAUCCAGAGACGGGAGCUGAGGGCGACGCGGUCUUGAAUGGCAAUCUCGAGGUUAGGAAUGGCGAUGAAGACCAUGCAGACAAUGAGGGAGACGACGAGGCUGAAGCCGCAUUGAAGAACGAAGAAGAGCGUGAGUCGAAAACAAGCAGUCCGGUCGAUACUGGGACACUAACGCGGACUUCAGUCGAGAGGAAGAGAAUAGCUUUGGACCAAUUGACAUCAAUAGAACGGCAGUUUGCAACUUUCAGGGACAGACUCUAUGACGAGCGCCUCGAGCAAUUGAAUCGCGAAGAGGCGAUGCUUCGACAAGACAAACCUACCCACCCCGAAUACCUCGCUAUGAUGGAGUGUAUCGAUGCUCGACGGGAUGCUAGAUUUCGAGUGGCAGACAAUCUGAGGGAUCUUGAGAUGGAAAGCCUUCGGAUUACUGCUGUAGCCAAGAGAAGUCAGAUUCUCACACAAUACCAGCAAGACGUUCGUCAGAUUCGGGAAAAGAAGCUAGAACAAUUAGGCCAACAAUGGUAUGAGAUACAGCAUGAUAGGAGAAGCUACGCAGGCAGUGUGCCGGAUUAUGCUCUUAAAUUCCCUACUGUAAGGCCGCAACAGAUCAUGAACCAGGUGGCAUAUAGCAACGAAGUUUCAAUUCUUUCCGGGGUCGCGAAGUAUGUUGGCUUUCCAGCAGCUCCAAAUAUGGCUGCUGCCACGUCCGCGGAACUCGAAGAAGACUUGGAGAAGAUGGGUCGAGUAAAGCAUACCCAGGUUCCACCUCCUGGCUUACCUUUGCAGGAAUUGGCUGCAUUACGCACCGUUGGCUCAACAUCCCGUUUUAAGCCUGCUGAAGAACAAUUCAUUGAGCAGACGCCAUGGGCAAAUCCACAACAUCCUUCACAUGCCCACCUACUCCAACGACAGACUUCUGCACAACAACCCCCCCGAACCACCAGUCCGUUCUCUCAAGUGCAAGUCCAGCCCCGGCGACAUUCUCACCAGCAAGGAUCUGGAGGCCCUAUUUCUGGCACCUUCACAACUACUUCACAUCAUACUUCAAAUGGAGUGUCCAUGUCUGGAGGAAGGAUAUCACCGCAUAAUCCCUUCGCCAAUUCAAGCCAUUCUCAUACCAUAGCCCCAUCGCCUCUUGGUAGCCGCCAGACAUCUCUAUCUCCCCAACAGAAUCGUCUACUAUCAGCAGUACCGGAUCCGCAACACACUUUACCACCACCACAAGAUAUUCCCAAGAGUAAUGGAGCUCAUCAAUCACCUCCAAUUACUCAUGCGGAAGGACCUCGUGACUUCUCUCAUGAAGUUAGACGAGACAUGGCAGAAGCCAGGCGAGAAGCAGCUUCAAUGAUGAGUCGAUUCUGA